Triticum aestivum (bread wheat) is the source of this 6098-nucleotide messenger RNA. RefSeq names its product rust resistance kinase Lr10-like. NCBI's taxonomy places the organism in Eukaryota, Viridiplantae, Streptophyta, Magnoliopsida, Poales, Poaceae. Gene Ontology annotation, molecular function: protein kinase activity; polysaccharide binding; ATP binding. Bases 3966 to 5678 code for a protein of 570 amino acids. The transcript is spliced from 3 exons. Gene Ontology annotation, biological process: protein phosphorylation. The record is from RefSeq and is a predicted model, not a curated record.
CAGCAACAACCUUCAACGUGAGUUGAUCUGCAGCAGCAACACUCCUUGCCGUCGCCAUGGUCCCUCCCCUUCUGCCUCCCCUCUCGUGAGCGCUCGCUCGACCCCACGCAUCACGCACAACCUCACCUGCUCGAACCCCACCUCCAUCCUAUUCUCGAUCGGGAGAUGUUCCCGAUCCUCUGCCGCCGGCCGGCCGCAGGAGCGCCGCCGCCUUGGCCUCCUUCCUCCUCGACCCCUGCCGCCUGCUCGCCUUUGUGCCACCUCGCCCGACCUUCUCCUCCGCCCUCCUGCUAUGCCCGAGCUCCGCCCCUUCCUGAUCCUGUCGUGGCCCACCGCCCUCCUCUCGCACGGGUCGUGCGCUGCUGCCGCGCCCGCCCUCUGCUCACCGGAUGGCCAUAGCGCCACCGCUGCUGCUGGCCGUCGCGGUUGCCAAAUUCUGCCUCCCCUCCCUAUGUCCUCCGCCGGGCCCCUUACUGUCUCCUGCAACAUCAGCUGUUGUGACGCCUUCACCUUGUGCGCCCGGUCACUGCAGCCCAUGGCCGCCCCUGCGUCCGUACGCGACCGGCGAGCUCCACCCCUUUCACGGCCUCCCGUGCGCCAAGCGAGCCCUGCGUCCGCCUUCUGCUGCUCUCUUUGCCCCUCCUCCUUCGGCCGCCACUGCCCUGCCGAUGGCCAUGUCCAUCCUCUGCACCCCGAGGACCGCCAAGCCCAUUGCGGGCCCGCGACGCCCGUACGCCGCCGCACCCCGCGCUCGUCGUCCACGAGCUCUCGCUCCGAACUCCCGAGGAGAGCCACAGCGCGUGCUUCUUCUCCCCUCGAUCCAGCAGGCAGCAACACACGACCCGCCCCCCUCUGCUUCGAAAGAAAACUCAAGGGGCUUUAUGUAAAUUCGAAACGUUUUUUGACUUACUAAAACCUGUAGUGCGGGUUGAUUUCAGGGAACUAUAGGGUGUUUUCUGCAAAACAACCACGACGGACGACCAGAAGCAAUAGCUGGUUUAUUAGUAGGUAAAGAUUAGGAAAAGAUUGAGAAUCAUAAGGGUAGGCCCUGCUCGGUAACUUGGUUGGAUUAAGGGUUUUAUCCCACCUCACAGUCACAAUCUCACAUAUCUUGCCCCCAUCACCCGUCGAAACAACCUCUUAUUUUUGAAAAUUCCUUCUUGUAUGUCUUCAACCUGUCAUGGCCAACUCCCUUGUAUGCCCCCAAAACCCAUCUGAUAUACCGUGCACUGUUACUGGCAACCAUAUGUCACAAUGGCGACGCACAUGAUCCCAGGUAAACUUUCUGCAGGCAUAUCAUGCAUAUGCAUUUCUUGUUUUCGCUUCUUAUAUUUCUCCUAGCCAGGUGGUUCUUUAAGCUAUUCUGUUCUGUGUGAUAUGUAUCCAUCUUAUAUUCUUCACCAUACAGAUCUAUUUAUUUUUGCACAGUAGUACAUUUACAUCAAUAUUAGUACAGCUCAUGCAGCAUCAGGCUCUGGUACUUCAUUUUCCCGUAUAAUAAUGCCUGGAAGUGAAUGGAUGGUGAUGGAUUCAAGCUGCCUAACUAUACAUGUUUUGGAUUCAAGCUUUUUGUCAUAUGCAGUUAUUUGGCAUGUCACCUCGCCAGAACAAUCCUGAGAGCAAUGCAUAUUUUUAGCGGAAUUUAGUAAGAUAACUACGAUGAGGUACUAGCAUGUAUUUUGGAUUUGGUUUGGCCUAAAUCGUUGCAACCCGAUUGUCUUGGUAAGCGAAAAACUUUAGGAAUGCAGUUGGUACAGGGGGGAAUUAGAAACAAACAUGGCUGUAAAAUGUUGGCUCACGUUCAAUAGCAACCAUAGAAACCUGAAGUUCUUGGAAUACGUUCUAGGAAUUCUGAAGUUACUGUAUUACAGUUGAGAGAUUGCUUGUGUUUAUCUCAAAUGUGUUUUUGUCUGUCUAUCAUGUAAAUGCUAAAAGUUAUAUUAGUAUACUGUUACGCGUGAGACAUGGUCGUCCAUUAAUUGAUCAAAUAAACCCAGGUCAUUACCAUAAUUGUCAUGCUGUAUUUGGUAGAGUUGCUUAGAUUUUUUUUUCUACUUUUGGAACACUCGAAGUUUCUCUCCAAUGUUUAGUGGUACGUCUCUGGCAUCAAAAUACUUGACCCCAUUUUGUUUCUUAAAUUUCAGAGGAUUCAGAUGAGAAUUUAUUUACACAAGCUUAUAAUCUUUUUGCUACCCAGAUGUUUGUUCUACUGGUAUGCAAAAUAAUUUGACAACAAAACUCAUGGAAAUAUCGCACAUCAGUAUAUGAGUACACUAAAUAGGAAAUUCUCAAUGAUUUUAAACUACAAAACUGGGAGUUAACAGGAUAAUAUAGGAUGGCAUGGGUUUUCUCGAUGUUAGAAAUUAAUGAUACCUUUAUGGGGUUGAGACAAGCAGAAUGUUUCGUUCCUUUGUGAGCUGAAUGCGCAGCGCUGCCUGUUCUGUUCGCAUUUUUGGCACUCAGAGGGAAUGGAUAACGGCUCCUGUUCACUCCAGCGAAAAUGUUAUACGGAACCAUGGUUCUGCCGAACCUACGCUCGACACCAUUAAUCUCUGGACACUUUUCAUAAGGAUCCGUGCAUGAUUGAUUAAAAAAUGCAUGAUGGGAGCUGUUUGCAUAUUAAACAAUGCGUGACGUGGAUCCACAUGUAGCAGGAUGUUGAAUCGUACGGCGUCGACCAUAGGUUCGGCUGAACCAUGGUCCAGAAUCACGCCUCUCUUCACUCCAGUCGACUGCUAUGUCAUAAAAUUGGAGGGCUCCUUCUUCAACAUCGUGCUUGGAGCCAUAAUAUCCUGUGCCAAAUAUCGGGAGGGCGGCAUCUGAUAUGACCUUGCAGUCCAAUGGAAGAUCAUACAUGAAUGCAUCAGUUGCCACCAAAUACGAGUAGUGGGUUUUGUUGCUAAGGCAGGAGAUUGGGCCAGCGAUAGUAUCAGCAGCUGAGGCAGAAGCAUAGUAACCACCUCUGUCAUCAUAGACAGGAUACUGAGUAAUUCCGCUUGGCGUGAACUCCCUUGAGAAGCCUACAAGCAUUCCAGUUCUGCUGUAGUGUGAAGUACAGUGGUGGUCAGCAGCCGGUGGUGAACUUAUUGAGAUGAGAUUCUGAAUCAUUGUGCACGCGGAGGUAAGCGGGGUGAUGUUGAGGAGGGCACCGGUGUAAUUUAUGGAGUUGACAUUGCAUGGGCCAAGAAGUGGGUGAAGCAUGAUAGUGGAUUGGCCUGAGCAUGCUAGCAUCGCACAUGUUGCACCGCAGGAUGAUGGUGUAUUGCUGGAAUCAAGCCGGAGUGGGAACCAGAUCUCGGGUCCAUCUUUGCUGCACCGGGAUGGCGGACAGUUUCUGAAGAAAUCUUGGUCAUCCCAAGCUGCUGAAGCUGUGGUCAUGUCGGUUCCAUGGCUGACAAGGCAGACCACCAGGGCUGUGACAAGGAAUAUACUCAUCUUUCUGCUUCUGCACUACGAGAUGGAUGAAGGUAAGCCAGGUAUUGUAAUUACAAAGACAUAAGAAAGUCAGUAGUCUAAGUUGUGCUUGCCUGAGUAAGAACUUCCUCCGUUCGUGGAUCGGUGCAAACCUCCUGUAUGUUGUUUUGUAGUAGCUAGGUGACUGCAUCGUUGUAGAUCAAGCUUUGUAGACUGCAUCACUACAGUAGAAUCCAAGACCUGACACUGACAUGUAUCAACCUCCUUGCCAAGUCACAGAAGCAUAUACCAGCAUCCCUCCCUGAUUAUACUAACCAGGAGGAGUUAACAAGGAUCAUAUACAUAUCGCAACAUCCUCUUUAUGAUGACAUAUGGCAGCAGUGAUGUGGAUGUUAACCAUCUCUGACCGGGUCAUUCUACAGAUUCUUUUAUUCCAUCAUCCCUUGUAUAUUUCGUAUUUGUUUUCACCCUUGUUUCCUUACAGUCCAUUAAACAUGAGAAAAAAGCACGCAACAAAGCCAGAACAAGAGAUAAACAGUUGACUAUCAUCGAUGCCUCCAUGGUGGUUCCUGGUGCAUUUCAUGGUCGCAGUUCUUGCCGUGGAUGUUCAGGGGCGACAUGAUAUUACUGAUAAUAGCAGGUAUACCUGCUCUCCUUUCUAUUGCGGUCAUCUCCAAGACGUCCAGUACCCUUUCCGCCUGCAAGGCGAUCCAUGGUGGUGUGGUUCUCCGUCAUACGAGCUUACCUGCACCGAUAGCAAUGCUACAAUUCAGAUCAACACAGGGACAUACUUUGUCACUGAGAUUGACUACAAGUAUUCUUCCUUCUGGGUCGUGGACGCCAACUUGGACAUGAGCAGUAGCUGCCCUCUUCCUCGCUGGGAUCAACGCCCUUAUCUACAUGGCCUCCAGCAGUCCGACGGCUCCAUCAUAUUUGACCCUUUUUUCGUUACGUGGCCUAGCUUUGUGAAUUGUUCGCGGGUGGUCACGAACAAUAGUGACUACAUACCGGUCACUUGCCUGAACACGAGGUAUUCUUUUGUCUAUGUGUUGAUUGACUAUAUUUCUGUUGGGGACCUUGAGCCUUCUUGCGGGUACUUGGCCAUGGCUGCUUUGGGUGGUCGGAGCAUGCGAUUAGAUAAUGCAAGUCAUGAAAUUCUGGUAGAAUCCAUGAGGAGAGGAUUUGCCGUUAGGUUUCCUUUCAGAUAUCAAAGGACUUUGGAGGGCUUCAAGGGGUGCAUAAAGGAUCGCUUUGUCCUAGGCCCUGGGUAUUCAGUGGUGUAUCUCGUUGCGCGUUCGGCUGUGAUCAUUUUGGCACUCGAUUUUGAAGUAUUGCAUUGCGCAUUUAGAACAACAGUUUCUUCCAAUGAACAUCUCGGCACACUACAGGUUGCAGUACUAUACUCUACGUCGAUAUUGAAGUUGAUUGCUGUACUAUGCAGGUUCGUGGUUGCUCCCCUGGUGGUAUUGUUCUUCAUAGCUCACAAAUACUGGAAAACGAGGAUCACAAUUGAUGCGGUCGAGAAGUUCCUACGGAUGCAGCAAAUGAUCGGCCCGACAAGGUACGCCUACACAGAUAUUGUCGCAGUAACAAGCCAUUUCAGAGACAAGCUGGGCCAGGGAGGCUAUGGCUCGGUGUACAAGGGCGUUCUGCUCCCAGGCAAUGUCUAUGUGGCCAUCAAGAUGCUAGAUGGUAAAUCCAGCUGCGAUGGAGAAGAUUUCAUCAGUGAGGUCUCCACCAUCGGGAGGAUCCACCACGUCAAUGUGGUGCGUCUAGUCGGGUUCUGCUCGGAGGAAAUGAGGAGGGUGCUAGCCUACGAGUAUAUGCCCCAUGGUUCUCUGGACAAGUACAUCUUCUCGGCUGAGAGGAGUUUCUCCUGGGACAAGCUUAAUGAAAUCGCCUUGGGCAUUGCCAGGGGGAUCAACUACCUGCAUCAAGGAUGCGACAUGCAGAUUCUGCACUUUGACAUCAAGCCGCACAACAUCCUUCUUGACAGCAAUUUCGUCCCAAAGGUUGCCGAUUUCGGCCUUGCCAAGCUGUACCCAAGGGACAACAGUUUUGUGCCGUUGAGCGCCCUACGGGGAACCAUUGGGUACAUAGCUCCUGAAAUGAUAUCCCGGAGCUUCGGCGUCAUAUCGACCAAAUCUGACGUUUACAGCUUCGGGAUGCUGCUGCUGGAGAUGGCCGGAGGGGGAGGAAUGCUGACCCGGGCACGGCGAACUCAAGCCAGACAUUCUACCCGUCGUGGGUGUAUGACCGGCUAAGCAAACAGGAACUGGGUGAGAUGCGUGCUGAGAUGCAUGAGUUGGAGAGGAAACUUUGUGUUGUUGGGCUUUGCUGCAUCCAGAUUCAGUCUCACGAUCGGCCGCCGAUGAGCGAAGUCAUAGAGAUGCUUGAAGGAGGUGUGGAUGGCCUGCAGUUGCCUUCGAGGCCAUUCUUCUGUGACGAUGGGCAGACCCCUGUAGCGGAGUCUUAAGAUUUCUGCUCUGGGCUGACUGCCAUUUCAGAGGAGGAUGACUGAAAUUUUGUCUAUGUUCAGUGUCAUGUAUUAUUACUAGAGGCGAUGAACUUGUGAAAAGUUACGGUAAUGGUUGUCUUGGGAGUAAAAGAAUGUGAAUUAUCUACCGUGCUUCUUUUGAAUGUUAUCCAAAAAUCAAUCAUAUCGAGUGUAAAGUUUCAUUUGA